GAAAUUUGGAGUGAUUAUUAUGAAAUGAUUUUAUUCCAUGUAGUCCAUAUAAAAUGUUACUCAAGCUGAUUUAAAUCUAAAACGCGAAAUCCUUCAUGGUAUUCCUAUGCAUAAACUACCAUUUAGAACCAUCUUUCACUCCCCAAUAUCUCUCUGCAAAUCCCCCUGAAGACACAAUCUCUGUUGGCGCAUAAGAAAACCCUCACUCCAUCUACCAAAAUGUUGAGCAAAUGUGCAAUUAGAAGCUGCAACAUGAACAGCGACGAUCUGGAAGACACACAUCUGUGCAUUAAGUGCAAUGCCACCAUAGUGGGACUCGCCAAGUACAUAGAGCACCGCAAAAGCAACUGCCUGGCCGCAACGAAAGCCCAAAGAUCUGUGACUCCACCGGCAACGGGAGCAGAGGCCACGCCAACGGCCACUCCAGAUGUUUCACCCACCGCGAUACUCAGCAGCACACACUUGGAUCACUCGUACGACGGCUUUCAUUUUGCAGAGCCGGAGGCGCCCAGCAGCUAUCUGAGAAAGACGACAGCCAGUCAUGGGGGAAAGAGCUCCAAGUCGCUGACGGAAGCCUACGAUCUGCCCUACGAACUGGGCGCCGAUUUGUUCUUCUCGUCGCUGCAGUUGCAGAGCGUGUCAACGGGCGGAAAGACGGUGUCGAGGCCCAAGGAGGAGGCCUGGGAUGGCGCCCAUAGAGCGGCCAAAGAGGAGGCCUGGCCAGCGGCUAGGGAUCCGGUACUCAAAGCAGUGCGAGAGGAGUCUGUCUUCAAGCCGCUCAACUUUGUGCACGACUCGCCAGAGCCCAGCGACGAUGAGGACGAAGAAGAUGAUGAUCCGGAUGACUCGUUUGAUGUGGAGGAAGAUGAGGCCGAAGAGGAGUACGAUGUGGUGCAGCAUUCGCCGCCCGCAGUGCCUGCCACCCACACGGGUGGCAAGUGGAAGCCCGAGCAUCGGCCGCAGCUGCGACACACGCACAUGGAGAGGAUCUCCCCCAGCUGGGAUGAGCCCGUGGAUGUGGUCUACGCGCAUCCGCCCGAGGAGCACACGCGUGGCAAGUGGGUGCCCGGCAGCAAGCAGCUGGAAUACCGCGAGAACAUCGACCUGACGAAGCUGCAACAGCCGGGUGUCAGCUACUGGUGCAACAUCUGUUGCAGACGCUUGAAGAGUCGCUGCAACUACGAUCAGCAUCUGCGUUCGGGCUACCAUUUGAAGCGUGCGGAGGCCGAGUCUCAGCUGGAGCAGGCCACCCUUGGGGGUAAGCUUACGCUGAGCAAGGACUUUAGUCUGCCAGAGCGGGAGGAGCAGCAACAGCAACAGCAAGAGCAGCAGCAGGCAACGGAGGAGGAGGAGGAGUCUGCUGCCCCCAAAAGGAAACGCCGUGCGCAUCAGCUGCGCUGCGAUCUGUGCCGCCACACGAUGGCCCGCCAUCUGAUGGGCAAGCAUCUGAUCUCGCAUUACCACUACCGCCGCCUGCAGCAGCAGACGCCGCUGCGCAGGCAAUCCUUCCUGCAGGACAUACUCGACCACAUGGCCAGCAUUGUGCGACAGUCGCCGUUCCAGUGCCUGCCCUGCCGCUUCUAUGCCAACACGGAGCACUCCUUUCUGCAGCACUGGCGAUCCGAGGCGCACUUGAAGCAGGUCGAGGGGCCAGCAGGUCCAGGGGCUUCGGGUGGCAGCUUCUGGUGCAGCUACUGCCAGUUUGAGUGCGACUCCAGUGACGUUAUGUGGCAGCACAUGCUGCAUCCGUGCCACAAGGAUGUGGUGCAGGCACUCAAUCGAUCCGUGCCCAUUUGCAUUGCCCAGCGGCGUCGCCUGCAGUGCUCCGCGUGUGGCGAGAGCUUCCUGUACAACAUGCAGCUGCGUCGCCACUUUGCCACAGAGCAUGCGGGCGUGCCGCCCACCGCCACGGCCGCCGACGACUACCAGAGUCGCUUUCGCUGUGGCAUCUGCGGAGCGCCGCAAAUGUCCCGCCUGGCGCUGCAGCGGCACGAGAAGUUCAAGCAUCAGCUGGAGCGCUACUACUGCGGCAUCUGUCACCUGGAAUUUGCCACGGCGCUGGAGGCGCGUCGCCAUCGCAGUCUGCUGCAGCACAAGCUGCGCUCCACGCCCAAAGACAGGGCGGCGCCGCAAUCGGAUAGGGUGCUGGAGCGCAUGCUACGCGAGGUGCUGGAGGAUCAGCGCCCAAAUCCGCCGGCCAAAAAGAAGCGACUGAUCGCGGCCUGCAAACAGUGCGCCAGCUGCCAGAAGAUCUUUGACUCGCCGCCAGCGCUGGCCCAGCAUCGGGCGGCGGCGCAUCCCACGGAAAAUCAUUGCUGCCUGAGUUGCGGCGAGAGCUUUCACUCACCUCAGGCACUGGGCAGGCACAACCGCAGCUGUCAGCCCACAGCGAGCACGUCCGCCAAUGCCACCGCCACCGCCACUGCCACUGCCACGACAGACGGCAGCAAGUCCUGGUGCUGCGAUCAGUGUCCGUUCAGCUGCGAAUACGAAUCGGAUCUGCUGUAUCAUCGCUUCUUUCACACUCGAACGGGUGCGAUUGGACGCAACGAGUUGCUGCAGUGUCCGCGCUGUCCCAAACGCUUCAAGAUGUACUCCCUCAGGCCGCAUCUGCGGACGCACACGAACGAGAAGAUCUUCGAGUGUGCCGUCUGCCAGAUGAAGUUUGGCAGGCGACACAAUCUCAAGAAUCACAUUGCCACCAUGCACGGCCCGAAGGGAACGAAGAAGCAAACGGAAACGGAACCCAAACGGAAAGCAAAGCAUGUAACGGAUGAAGACAAACCCAAAUAUCCGUGUGCAAUAUGCGGAAAAAUGCUGGCAAAUAGGAGUUCCCAAAAGCAUCACGAGCAGAGCCAUGCCUUGAAUGUGGAGCGUAGCUAUCGCUGUCAUGUCGCGGACUGUACAUUUGCUGGUGCUACGCAGGUGAGCCUUCGCAUCCAUUUGGUCUCGCAUUCCCAGGGCACAUACAAGUGCGAAAGGGACCAAUGCAAGUAUGUGGGAAAGAGCGAAUUGCAUUUGAAAAGGCACCUCAAGUCGGUCCAUGGCAAGGAGCAGAUCAAGUGGUAUCCCUGCGAUCAGUGCGAGUUCAGGGGCCGCAACAAGGAAAAACUUCGACGGCACUCCAUCAGUCACUCGGGCGAGAAGCGCCACAAGUGUCCCCACUGCAGUUUCCGUUGCAAAAACAUCGACAAUCUACGCAAACACGUGAUGAAAACGCGCAAGCAUCCAGGCAAAUUCAUGUACGAAUGCAAAAAGUGCUCGGAACAGAAAUCGAAGGAGAUUUACAAGACCAACAGCUACCAGGAAUAUCAGAGACAUUUGGCCACACAUGAAAAGAAAUAAGGUGCGUUUUCAAUUCAUAAAUUUCGUAUGUCAAAAAACAAUUUGUACAGGAGAAAGUUUUUUUUAACUAUUCAGCUUAGAAUGAAAAAAUCGUGGUAGGAAUUUAAAAAAAAAAAACUACGAUCUCUAGAGAUUUAAU
Drosophila obscura is the source of this 3484-nucleotide messenger RNA. Its product is annotated as zinc finger protein Xfin. Gene Ontology annotation, molecular function: chromatin insulator sequence binding; zinc ion binding. Gene Ontology annotation, cellular component: chromosome. The record is from RefSeq and is a predicted model, not a curated record. The transcript is spliced from 4 exons. Gene Ontology annotation, biological process: regulation of transcription by RNA polymerase II. The coding region runs from base 220 to 3345 and encodes 1041 amino acids. Lineage: Eukaryota; Metazoa; Arthropoda; Insecta; Diptera; Drosophilidae.